CUGCCGGGGAGGAGUCCAGCUCUACCUGCAGGCGCCCUCUGCAGGUUUUGGUGUGUGCUUGUCCAUCUUGAACUGUUGGACCCUUGCGGGCCCCCAUGGCCAAUGUCCCGCCCCCUUAAUAAGGUGGUGACAGGUGUUUCUGCACCUGUUUCCCCCCCCCCAUUAGCCACACCUGCUGCUCCCAGCUAGGGCUGGUGGGUGGGGUGUGGACCAGGAAGUGCAGAGGGGGCGGGACCGCGGUGGGGGAGGGGUACGUGGGAACAGGUGAGUUGCUCCCCUUUUUCCCAAAGCUUGAGUCUGGCGGGCUAUUUGACCCUGGGCCAGUAACCCGAUGAGUGUGUUUCCCGGGCUGGGGCCUUCCCGUACCCGCACUUUAGGCCUUUCCCAGGCACCUGCCGUGUGGGGCCCUCCUCUGUUUACACAAGGGGUUGGGUUCCCCGGAUCCCAGGCUAAAACCUGAUGAAUGAGGCCAGACGGCAGGAAGAAGAGCAGAAAUAAAAGCAGGAGGUUUCCAGACCCCUAUUCUGACCUCCAAAAAGGCAAGACAAGGAGGGAAAGGGGAUGGGGGUCUGGACACGUUGAGGGAGCUGGAUGGGGUGAGGGAGUCCUGGGUCUAUUCCUCUUCUCUUUGUAGGCCUUGCCGCUGUGCUGUGGAGGAAGGAAGCCGUCUGGGUGUGUGAUUGGAAGGAAGGGCUGCUGGUUAGCAGGGAUCAGGGGUCCACAGGCCAGAGGGUGGGUCAGGAGCUUCAAAGGGUGGUCCUCGGCCAGGAAUAGGUGGAUGGAUGGUCAGCUAGCAGGAGCUAGUGGGAUUCAGGCAGAAACCCAGACAGGUCAGCUCGGCCAGGGAUCAGCAUAGAUCCGAGGGCAGCCCAAGACAAUUCUGGUUGGGAGACCAGGCGGGCAGCCAGUCCAAGGAACAGCAGUGGCUAAUCAGGCCCUCCAUCUAGAUGGGCCACUGAGGUCAUGGGCCAGUUCCAUGGUAAUGAAAGCCCCUGUUGAGUGUAUCCUUCACUGUAGCAGCCCAAGUAGGUGUGACACCCCAGGGGCAGAGCCCCCAAGCGACAGAGACAGACUUCCUUCCCUGGUUGCGGAGGGUGAUGCCCAGACUUUGGGCUGGAGCGCAUUCUUCCCAAACCGAGAGAGCAGGGCCAAAGGGGAGGUGCCCAGGAUGGUCAGUCUGUGAGAGCCUGUGAGCCAGCCACCAGUUGUCAGGAAAAGCGUUCUGCUGGACCCGGCCGCGUGCUCCACCGGGCGGUCAGAUAUGGACAUUGUCAGCUGGAAGCAGACGAUGUCUGCCAAAUGAGCAAGAAGAGGACUGGAGAGGGUCAGUUAUAUGUGCUAUCAGUCAGGGGCAAAUAGGCAGCCCACUUUGCUUUUAGUUAGGAACAUUCGGGUGGUAGGAGACAAGCAGACAGCCUGUGGCUGUUGCCUGGAGACGGUCGGCCAGUCAGCUGGACCUUCAGCCUGACCGAGACUGAACCAGUGAACGGGUCCGUGGGGGCCUCGAAGGGCCAGGAGGCUGGAGAUUGAAGUGUGCAGAGGAGCAGCUGAUAGGUCCCACAGCUGACGACAGUGUCGAAGGGACAGCCUGAGCCACACGUGGGGCCCACGGCAGGGUCAGCCGGCCUACCCGAGACAGCUGGCAGGGAGCUCCUAUGGCCAGCCUGUCGGCGCGGCGGCCAGAGGCAGGCGGGUGGUCGGUCUGAGCAGCCCACGCCCUGGGCAGUGUGAUUGUCAGGACGGUGAACCAGGGACACAGGGAGCCACCCGGACCUUCACGGAGCAUCCGGCCACAUAGAAUCUGCCUGUCAGGAGACCCCCAGAUGGUCAGUCCCCCGGAGGUGGCCAAAGCCUCGGCCAGCCAGCCUCACAGUCCUCCCACCUGAGCAGCCCCAUGGCAGCCUCCCAGUUGGCGGCGCUGGAAGGAGAUGAGUCGGGGGCCGGGGGGCUGCCCUUGACCGAGGCCAGCCCCGGCUUCCUGUACUCCGAGGGCCAGCGGCUGGCUCUGGAGGCUCUGCUGAGCAAGGGCGCAGAGGCAUUCGAGGCCUGCGUGCAGCGCGAGGGUCUGCGGCCCUUCCUGGGCGGGGAAGAGCUCCGGAGCCUGGCGGCGGCGGCCGAAGACUGGACUGCAUGCAAGCAGCCACCAGGCAGGGUGGCAGAGGGAGCCACCGCCACCGAUCGGGACUCCGGCAGCCUGACUUACUGGCCCGGACAGUCAGACGAGCUGGUGCCCACGCUGCGGCUGGGCUGGCCAGAGGACCCGACCUGGAAGGGAAUCACCCGGGCACAGCUGUAUACCCAGCCACCUGACGAGGGCCACCCGCCCCUCAAGGAACUUGUGCGCCAGGAAAUCCAGGCCGCCUGCAAGCUAGUGGCCGUGGUCAUGGACAUCUUCACUGACCCAGACCUGCUUUUGGACCUGGUAGACGCCGCCACACGCCGCUGGGUGCCUGUCUACCUGCUCCUGGACCGCCAGCAGCUGCCUGCUUUCCUGAUGCUGGCCCAGCAGCUGGGGGUGAAUCCCUGGGCCACCGAGAACCUAGAUAUCCGUGUUGUGCGGGGCUGCACUUUCCAGAGCCGCUGGCGACGGCAGGUGACCGGCAACGUGCGGGAGAAGUUUGUGCUGCUGGACGGCCAUAGGGUGAUCUCUGGAUCCUACAGCUUCACGUGGAGCGAUUCUCGCCUGCACCGCGGCCUGGUGACCCUGCUGACCGGCGAGAUUGCCGACGCCUUCAGCCGAGAGUUCCGGACACUGUACGCUGCCUCCUGGCCACUCCCAUCCCCGCCCACCCAGGGCCCCUUUGUCAGCACCGUAGGGGGCCUGCAGCUGGCUCACAACCCCCACCGCGUGGCCCGCCGCCGCUCUGUGGCCCCCAUGUCACCGCCGCCACCCGACGGCCCGCUGGCCCAACGCUUGGCCACCUGCCGGGUCUCUGAGGGCGACAGGCGGGAGAACACAGCUGCCCCAGGGCCAGCGCUGAGCGACAUCCUGAGGAGUGUCCAGCGCGCCCGGCCCCCCAGUGGCCCCCCGGCCCGGCCCAGCCGCUCCCUGUGGGACCUGAGCCGCCUGUCCCAGCUGUCCAGCUCCAGCGACGGUGACAGCGAGCUCAAGAAGUCCUGGGGCUCCAAGGACACCCCAGCCAAGGCCCUGAUGAGGCAGCGGGGCACCGGAGGGGCCCCCAGGGGUGAGACAGAACCCCGUCCUCUGAGCCGGUCCCAGCCCUGGGGCGGCCCCCUGCCCCUCCUCCCCGCACGCCGCCUCCGCUAUCUGUCCCCGACCCAAAGGAGGUCUGGUGAAGAUGCUGCCUCCAAACUUCUGGAACCCCGUGGUGUCCAGCAGCCCGAUUGGGCUGCCCAGGCAGGACUCAGAGAGCGACCCUGACAGGAGCCAAAGCCACACCGGGCCAGCCUG
Ailuropoda melanoleuca (giant panda) is the source of this 3412-nucleotide messenger RNA. It is a transcript of the gene SACK1E, whose product is annotated as scaffolding CK1 anchoring protein E. The transcript is spliced from 5 exons. Gene Ontology annotation, molecular function: protein kinase binding. Bases 1895 to 3382 code for a protein of 495 amino acids. The record is from RefSeq and is a predicted model, not a curated record. Gene Ontology annotation, biological process: signal transduction. Lineage: Eukaryota; Metazoa; Chordata; Mammalia; Carnivora; Ursidae.